Hydra vulgaris (swiftwater hydra) is the source of this 3267-nucleotide messenger RNA. RefSeq lists its product as uncharacterized. The record is from RefSeq and is a predicted model, not a curated record. Lineage: Eukaryota; Metazoa; Cnidaria; Hydrozoa; Anthoathecata; Hydridae.
AUGGUGUUCUUUAGAUUCACAAUUAAGGAGAAUUUAAAAGAAUUUGUUAACUUCAGUGAUAUAGAGAAUUUAGAAGAAUUUGUUAACUUCAGUGAUAUAGAGAAUUUAAAAGAAUUUGUUAGCUUCAGUGAUAUAGAGAAUUUAGAAGAAAUUGUUAACUUCAGUGAUAAAGAGAAUUUGAGAAAAGAAUUUAUUAACUUCAGUGAUAUAGAGAAUUUGAGAGAAGAAUUUGUUAACUUCAGUAAUAUAGAGAAUUUAGAAGAAUUUGUUAACUUCAGUGAUAUAGAGAACUUGAAAGAAGAAUUUGUUAACUUCAGUGAUAUAGAGAAUUUGAGAAAAGAAUUUGUUAACUUCAGUGAUAUGGAGAAUUUAAAAGAAUUUGUUAACUUUAAGAAUUUGAGAGAAGAAUUUGUUAACUUCAGUGAUAUAGAGAAUUUGAGAGAAGAAUUUGUUAACUUCAGUGAUAUAGAGAAUUUGAGAGAAGAAUUUGUUAACUUCAGUGAUAUAGAGAAUUUAGAAAAAUUUGUUAACUUUAGUGAUAUAGAGAAUUUAAAUGAACUUGUUAACUUCAGUGAUAUAGAGAAUUUAAAAGAAUUUGUUAACUUCAGUGAUAUAAAGAAUUUAAAAGAAUUUGUUAACUUCAGUGAUAAAGAGAAUUCGAGAGAAGAAUUUGUUAACUUCAGUGAUAUAGUGAAUUUGAGAGAAGAAUUUGUUAAUUUCAGUGAUAUAGAAAAUUUAGAAGAAUUUGUUAACUUCAGUGAUAUAGAGAAUUCGAGAGAAGAAUUUGUUAACUUCAGUGAUAUAAAGAAUUUAAAAGAAUUUGUUAAUUUCAGUGAUAUAGAGAAUUUGAUAGAAGAAUUUGUUAACUUCAGUGAUAUAGUGAAUUUGAGAGAAGAAUUUGUUAAUUUCAGUGAUAUAGAAAAUUUAGAAGAAUUUGUUAACUUCAGUGAUAUAGAGAAUUCGAGAGAAGAAUUUGUUAACUUAAGUGAUAUAAAGAAUUUAAAAGAAUUUGUUAACUUCAGUGAUGAAGAGAGUUCGAGAGAAGAAUUUGUUAACUUCAGUGAUAUAGAGAAUUUAAGAGAAUUUGUUAAUUUCAGUGAUAUAGAGAAUUUGAGAGAAGAAUUUGUUAACUUCAGUGAUAUAGUGAAUUUGAGAGAAGAAUUUGUUAAUUUCAGUGAUAUAGAAAAUUUAGAAGAAUUUGUUAACUUCAGUGAUAUAGAGAAUUCGAGAGAAGAAUUUGUUAACUUAAGUGAUAUAGAGAAUUCAGAAGAAUUUGUUAACUUAAGUGAUAUAGAGAAUUUAGAAGAAUUUAUUAACUUCAGUGAUAUAGAGAAUUUGAGAGAAGAAUUUGUUAAUUUCAAGAAUUUAGAAGAAUUUGUAAACUUCAGUGAUAUAGAGAAUUUAAAAGAAUUUGUUAACUUCAGUGAUAUAGAGAAUUUGAGAGAAGAAUUUAUUAAUUUCAGUGAUAUAGAAAAUAUAGAAGAAUUUGUUAACUUCAGUGAUAUAGAGAAUUUAGAAGAAUUUGUUAACUUAAGUGAUAUAGAGAAUUCAGAAGAAUUUGUUAACUUUAGUGAUAUAGAGAAUUUAGAAGAAUUUGUUUACUUCAGUGAUAUAGAGAUUUUGAGAGAAGAAUUUGUUAACUUCAGUGAUAUAGAGAAUUUAGAAGAAUUUGUUAACCUCAGUGAUAUAGAGAAUUCGAGAGAAGAAUUUGUUAACUUCAGUGAUAUAGAGAAUUUAGAAGAAUAUGUUAACCUCAGUGAUAUAGAGAAUUCGGGAGAAGAAUUUGUUAACUUCAGUGAUAUAGAUGAUAUAGAGAAUUUAGAAGAAUUUGUUAACUUCAGUGAUAUAGAGAAUUUAGAAGAAUUUAUUAACUUCAGUGAUAUAGAGAAUUUGAGAGAAGAAUUUGUUAACUUCAGUGAUAUAGAGAAUUCAGAAGAAUUUGUUAACUUCAGUGAUAUAGAGAAUUUGAGAAAAGAAUUUGUUAACUUCAGUGAUAUGGAGAAUUUAAAAGAAUUUGUUAACUUUAAGAAUUUGAGAGAAGAAUUUGUUAACUUCAGUGAUAUAGAGAAUUUGAGAGAAGAAUUUGUUAACUUCAGUUAUAUAGAGAAUUUGAGAGAAGAAUUUGUUAACUUUAGUGAUAUAGAGAAUUCGAGAGAAGAAUUUGUUAACUUCAGUGAUAUAGAGAAUUUGAGAGAAGAAUUUGUUAACUUCAUUGAUAUAGAGAAUUUAAAAGAAUUUGUUAACUUUAGUGAUAAAGAGAAUUUGAGAGAAGAGUUUGUUAACUUCAGUGAUAUAGAGACUUUAGAAGAAUUUGUUAACUUCAGUGAUAUAGAGAAUUUAGAAGAAUUUAUUAACUUCAGUGAUAUAGAGAAUUUGAGAGAAGAAUUUGUUAAUUUCAAGAAUUUGAGAGAAGAAUUUGUUAACUUCAGUGAUAUAGAGAACUUAGAAGAAUUUGUUAACCUCAGUGAUAUAGAGAAUUCGAGAGAAGAAUUUGUUAAUUUCAGUGAUAUAGAGAAUUCAGAAGAAUUUGUUAACUUCAGUGAUAUAGAGAAUUUGAGAAAAGAAUUUGUUAACUUCAGUGAUAUGGAGAAUUUAAAAGAAUUUGUUAACUUUAAGAAUUUGAGAGAAGAAUUUGUUAACUUCAGUGAUAUAGAGAAUUUGAGAGAAGAAUUUGUUAACUUCAGUUAUAUAGAGAAUUUGAGAGAAGAAUUUGUUAACUUUAGUGAUAUAGAGAAUUCGAGAGAAGAAUUUGUUAACUUCAGUGAUAUAGAGAAUUUGAGAGAAGAAUUUGUUAACUUCAUUGAUAUAGAGAAUUUAAAAGAAUUUGUUAACUUUAGUGAUAAAGAGAAUUUGAGAGAAGAGUUUGUUAACUUCAGUGAUAUAGAGACUUUAGAAGAAUUUGUUAACUUCAGUGAUAUAGAGAAUUUAGAAGAAUUUAUUAACUUCAGUGAUAUAGAGAAUUUGAGAGAAGAAUUUGUUAAUUUCAGUGAUAUAGAGAAUUCGAGAGAAGAAUUUGUUAACUUCAGUGAUAUAGAGAAUUUGAGAGAAGAAUUUGUUAACUUCAAGAAUUCAGAAGAAUUUGUUAACUUUAGUGAUAUAGAGAAUUUAGAAGAAUUUCUUAACUUUAGUGAUAUAGAGAAUUUAGAAGAAUUUGUUAACUUUAGUGAUAUAGAGAAUUUAGAAGAAUUUGUUAACUUCAGUGAUAUAGAGAAUUUAGAAGAAUUUGUUACGCAAGUAUUUAAACUAAUGAUCACAACCAGUAUAUGA